Batrachochytrium dendrobatidis JAM81 is the source of this 1125-nucleotide messenger RNA. RefSeq lists its product as uncharacterized. Gene Ontology annotation, cellular component: cytosol. The transcript has 8 exons. NCBI's taxonomy places the organism in Eukaryota, Fungi, Chytridiomycota, Chytridiomycetes, Rhizophydiales. The record is from RefSeq and is a predicted model, not a curated record. Gene Ontology annotation, molecular function: UDP-glucose 4-epimerase activity. Bases 1 to 993 code for a protein of 330 amino acids. Gene Ontology annotation, biological process: beta-D-galactose catabolic process via UDP-galactose, Leloir pathway.
AUGAAGGUUCUUGUAUGCGGAGGUGCCGGUUACAUUGGUUCCCAUCUUGUACGGGAAAUCACCAAGUUGCCCAAAUAUCAAGUUGCUGUUUUUGACAAUCUGUCCAAGGGUCAUGCUGCUGCUGUACCUGCCACCACACUACUCAUUCAAGGCGAUAUUCGCAACAAAGAGGAUCUUGAAAAAGCAUUCACUAGUUUUAAACCAGAUGCUGUUUUUCAUUUUUGUGCUAGUAUUGAAGUGGGAGAAAGUUGCAUUGAUCCUUUAAAAUACUACGAAAACAAUGUAUCGGGCACAAUCACUCUCCUCCAAGCCAUGCAAAAGCAUGGAACAAAGUAUUUUGUGUUUUCAUCUACUGCUGCGCUGUUUGGUAUGCCAGAUCGUGUUCCAAUUCACGAGUUUGAUGCAACUGUGCCAAAAAAUCCAUAUGGUGAUACCAAGCUUGCUGUGGAAACCAUACUCAAAUGGUGCGACGAGGCUUGGGGUCUCAAAAACGUGUGCCUACGCUACUUUAACGCAUGUGGGGCCGAUGCAUCUGGUGAUAUUGGUGAAGACCAUCAGCCCGAGUCUCAUUUGAUUCCUAUUGUGCUUCAGGUUCCACGUGGAAAGCGUGAAAAGGUCUUUAUCAAUGGUAAUGACUACAACACACACGAUGGUACUUGUGUGCGGGACUACGUCCAUGUUACAGAUCUGGCCACUGCGCACAUCAAGGCUCUUGAGCAUAUGCUAAAGACAAACACAUCUGACAAGUUUAACUUGGGAAGUGGCAAAGGAUACUCUGUCAAGGAGAUUAUCGAAGCAGCUCGCAAGGUUACGGGACAUCCUAUUCCUGCUGAUUUUGCCGAAAGACGACCUGGUGAUCCAGAUACACUGAUUGCUGCUUCAGAACGUGCCGAACAGAUUCUUGGCUGGAAACGCCAGUAUACCUCCAUUGAGGAGAUUGUUGCCUCUGCAUGGAAUUUCCACCAGAAACACCCUAAUGGAUUAGAACAUUAGUAUAUUCUUUGAUUCAUUUGACUGGAGGAUUGUUGUUGCUAUGCACCUUUUUCAAUGAAAACGUGAACAUAUCAGUUUGUUUGCUUGUGCAACUCGUAAAUAAAUUUGAAGUGUCCAAAUGUGUUUAUUCAU